GAGUAUCAAGAUGGCGUCUGAGGUCGAUGACGCUGCUGUGGAGAAAGAGAAAGAAUUGCGACAGAAAAGAAUUAACACAGCGGUGAAGUUUCUUCAAAAUCCGAAAGUAAGGGAAACUCCAGUGUCUGCACGAAAAGCGUUUCUCGAGAAGAAAGGAUUGUCCAAAGAUGAAAUCGAAGAAGCGCUUAGAGUAUCAGGAACAGCAUCUGAUGAGAUAUCAAGGCCAUCAAAUUCCCCAGCCCCACCUCAGAGAGGUAUUAGGACUCCAUCUUCAGGUCAUGCCUCAAGGUUGCCUCUGCCUCCAGUGCCAUGGAGAAGUUAUGUUGGAGCUGCAAUCUUAGGUGGAGGAAUUGGAUAUACACUGGCUCAUCUUUUCAAGACAUUUGUUCUACCCUACUUUUACCACACAAAAAGUAAAGAGGAGGAGAAACUAGAGAAAAUAGAAACAACUGUGACUGAACUAAAAGGCAACAUGGAAGAGAGAGUACAAAAAAGCUUAGAAUCUGUAGAGGGUCUUCUUGAGCAACAGCAGACCAAACUUCAAAGCCUAGCUCUUGACCUUGCUUCCACACAGUCCAAGGUGGCUUUGUUACCAUCUGAAAGUUACACUGUUGGUGAUUUGAAAGGAGAGAUUCUCUCACUGAAAGGUCUUCUUCUGAACAGGAAACAAUUUCCAUCUCCUUUGGUGGGCUCCACUCCAGGUGCCCCAAGCAUUCCAGCAUGGCAACGGGCCGUUACUUCAACAGAACGAACAAGGACAACAUCUUCCCUUGCUGACUCCUCUGAAAUGCCUGUUACAACUGAGUCAUCAGACAGCAAAGAGCUAUCCAAAGUUUCUUCUUUUGAGCAUAGUGCUAUGAAUGGUGAGUUAUCCAAACAUUUUGACAAUGUUGAAAAAGAGGCUAGUACAGAAAUGCAAGAUAUUGUGACUUUAGAAAACAGCCCUGCAAACCAAAGUGGUACAUCUAGCAGUGGAACAGAAUCUACUGCCACACCCAAGACUGUAGUUGCAGUAGAUGAGAAAAGUCUCAAUGAUGCCAUGCUUAAUGACACAAGUGUUAUUAGUUCAGAUGGAAGCCUUUCCUCAAUGUCAGAUUUAUCAGGGAAUACUUCUUUCCAUGAUACGUCUAUUGCAUUUUCCUCCACUUGUAUCAAGGCUCCCUCUGAUAUAGGUUUGCGUUCAGAUUCAACUGGGGAAUCUGAGGAAGGUGUCAGUGAUUCAAUUGGUGUUGUGACUGUGCAAUAGGGAUUCAGUGUUGAAGUGACAGCUUCACCUUGCAGAGGAAGCAGCAGAUAAGGGGUUCUAACAAACUGAUAGUGGAACCUACAAGAAACCUAAUCAAAGUAAAAGUCAAGGCGGAUGAUAUUUGACCUUUUCGUGGAAAGGAUCUCCAUCAACAUCUAGAGGGAAUUUUUGGUAUGAUUCAACCGUAAACAAGCUGAUCUGAAAUUUUUGGACACCAAGUUUAGGUCUCACCCUGAAUAUCAGUUUGGAAACUAUAUUGUGGAUCCACAGCUUUUAUUAAGCCAUUAGAUCCAAACAAACAAACAAAAAACUCAGAAUGAGCUGGUUGGAGAGUGUUUUAGUUGUGUUUUAGUUAUAUAUAUUCACAUGAAAAUGCACAGAUGCCAGCCACAACUACUCAGUGUGGUGCUUGCCUGACUGUAGAAUUGGGCGGGUUACAGAUCAAUGUCCGUGGACAGGAUUGUAGCCAAGAACUUGAAACAUCACUGGAAAGACCUACAGACCCUUAAAUUUAGGGUUUAGGACAGGUGCUGAAAGACUCUGUUCCUUUCUCAGAAUCUUAUCAUUAAACAUUUCUUGAAAAAAACUUCUCUUUAAAUAAAAUAUCCAUUAGGUCCUUUUCAAUUGUGAAAACAAUCCUCAAACUACACAAACUCUGUGAGGGAGUACCCCAUUUUAUUUACAACAUAGUUAUUGUUGCUGUUACUACAUGAUAGGAUUCCCAAUAUGAGAACUCAAUUAAUGUUCAUUUUGUCGAUAAUGUUCACUUAAUAAAAGAUAAUUAUUCUAUAUACAAGGCUAAAAGAUUAGGAAAAAAAUUAUUAAAAUGUUUAAACCAAACGUUUUCGGCUGUUUGGCAUCAUCAGGGUUGAAAAUAAUGACCGUCUGUACAUACAGACGGUCAUUAUGGGAAUCACAUGAGACAUAUAUGUAUGUACAGACAGUCAUUAUUUUCAACCCUGAUGAUAUCACAUGAGAUAUAUAUGUAUGUACAGACAGUCAUU
Molecule: messenger RNA, 2250 nt
Organism: Stylophora pistillata
Lineage: Eukaryota; Metazoa; Cnidaria; Anthozoa; Scleractinia; Pocilloporidae
Product: peroxisomal membrane protein PEX14
Biological process (GO): protein import into peroxisome matrix, docking
Cellular component (GO): peroxisomal importomer complex; peroxisomal membrane
Molecular function (GO): signaling receptor binding
Source: RefSeq, a predicted model, not a curated record